Messenger RNA from Sycon ciliatum, 2355 nucleotides. Its product is annotated as thrombospondin type-1 domain-containing protein 7B-like. Lineage: Eukaryota; Metazoa; Porifera; Calcarea; Leucosolenida; Sycettidae. The record is from RefSeq and is a predicted model, not a curated record. Bases 1 to 2355 code for a protein of 784 amino acids. The transcript has a single exon.
AUGAGGCUGCUGUACUCGUGGUCGUGGUGGUGCUGGUGUUGGACAUGGGUGUUUGUGCUCUUGUCAACCUUGGUAGUACAUGUCCAAGGAAGCCCUGAUCCUGCCGCACGUCAACAGCAUCCGCAAGAGCAGCAGCAGCAGCAGCAGCAGUCUCAGACAAUUGUCUGGUCUGUCCUGCCGCUGUCCAAUAUUCCAGCCAAGCUUUCAACGACCUCCGGGCAUGUCCGUUGGAAGACUGAGUCCUGGUCGACCUGUGUAGACAAUGAGCAGCUCUCUAAGCAGCUGGGCUGCUCAGUCAACGUGCCCACUCGAAUUCGUUCCGUCACCUGCGUCCAUCGCUUCUUCCUAACUAGGGAAGACGAGUCGCUGUGUCUUCAAAAGAAGCCACGACCGGAGAGCAUUUCCAUAUGCAGUGGUCCGUGUUACCAACACUCACCCUACUCCUACCAAUGGCAAGUCGAUGCUUGGAGCAACUGCAGAUACCUAUUCGUGCGCCUUAGCAACAAUCGCAAGAAGUAUCGGCCCAAGCAAGUCCGCAGCGUCACCUGUAGUCACGUGCCCAGUAAUCGACCCGUCGAUUCAAGUCUCUGUCGGGUUUUCAGUGCCACCCGACGCCCAAGAAUGUAUCGACGGUGUCGCUUCUCGUCCGGCAGUCACUUGGCCGACGCCGGGGACAGUGAUCUUCCAGGUCAUGCCACCUUCCCCAACAUCACCAGCUGCGGAUCAGGGGCGUGGGGUGAGUGGUCCGGCUGUCAGUACAGACUGCACUGCGCAUUUGAGCUGUGCCGGCGGCGCAAGCGAAUUCCGGGCACCGUGGCAGCAAACGCCACAUUCGAGCCGGACGACUGUCGCGGCGCGGUGCAGAUCAGCAUGUGCGUCACUCCUCCGUCACCCUACGUGCUUCAGACCGACCACUGGCCGAGGACAUGUGUCGGCAUUAGUUCGCAGCACUCACAGGGUUUUCAGGUGGGCACCAGGGAGCGGAAUGUGUCCUGCAUAAAUACGAAGGACGGGAGCACAGCAGCGCACCGCGCGUGCGGCUAUUACAAGUCGCCACGGGACAAAGUGACAUACUCAACGUGUGUGGUUCCGCGCGAUUGUCGUGUGUCGCCCUGGAGUGAAUGGACCUAUUCACAUAAUCUGCCUGGCGUUUGCAUUCUGUCCGUUGAGGGCGUUCAUGCUGUCUGGCCAACCAAUUUCACCGUCAGUCGCAGCCGCACGGUCACAGCGCCUCGAUUUGGUGACGGAGCAACGUGUCCAUCGUUGACGAAAAUAAACCUGUUGACCCCUUCCGAUGCGGUCAAGCUAGGCGUGCGGAAAUGCAGUCGCCUGUACGAAUGGUCUUACAGUGACUGGUCUAACUGCACGCAGGAGAUGGACAAUGAGGGUAACGUUCGUUGCCGCCAGGUCAGGGAAGUGUUCUGCCAAGUGUCCGGCUCAAGUCCCGGCAAUGCGUCACAGCGUGUUGAUGAUCUGCUCUGCUCACCUGGUUAUCUGCCUCGUGGUGUGGCAUGGACCAAGCCAGUAGAAACACGAGACUGUGGAACUGAGUGCUUGCCCAUGUGUACAUUAUCCCUGUGGAGUGCCUGGAGUCCGUGCAAGCAGGCCACCAAAUGCACUGAUAGACGUCUUACAGCAAGUAGCUGGCAGACCAGGUCCCGUACUGUACUGAGAGCUGUGAAAGGCCGUCAGUGUAAGCAUGUGGCAGAGAAGCGACGCUGCGGACAUCAGCGCUGCUUGCACUACGUCACGGAUGAGCGGAGCGGACCUUGUGGAGUGAAUGACACAGUGGGACGACCGGACGGGAGCUGGGGAUGUGUUUUCCGAUUGCGUCUCGGCGGCAAGCGACGCCGAUGCCGCUGUUCCCGCCGUUGCCCGUCAUGGAGUGAUAUACGCGCCAUGGAUGUCUGGCGGGAUUAUGGUCAGUGCGAGCCCGUUGGCGAGGGGAACUCCAGCGAGUGGCAGCAGAUCAAGUAUCGGCCACCGCAGAGUGUUACUCACAGUCAUUGCCCCACAGAGUUCAUAACAAGACCAUGCGUGCCGAGUUUGGCCAAGCCGGUCUUCGCCUGGCAUGCGGGAGAAUUCCCGGAGAACUGUUUGGACGCGUCCUUUCACAACAUAUCUCGCAGCCUGCUGAAGAAAUCUCCGCCGCCAAAGUGCAAGGUGUGCGGAACUGGCAUUCGAUAUCGACCUGUCGCCUGUGUGCCAGUGGGCUUAGACGGUGAACUGAGGGUGUCACGGUCUGAUGAUGGCCAGUUACACCAAGUGGACAGGAAGAAAUGUCCUGCUGGUCCGGAUGUGAAGCCGCAUCAUGCAGAGAUGUGCCAUAUCUGUUGCAAGAACCCUCCAACAUAG